ACAACUCGACGUCAUUGACCGGAAGUGACGUCUCGAGCGCCUCGGCAUCUCAGCGCGCGAAAUUUCAGCGGAGUGAAAACAGCGCAGAGAGUUCGGAUUUGUUUCUAGUCUACUGAGGAGAGAAAAAGAAGAAAUGAGUAAAAAAGACUCGGGAGCUGCAGACCUCAUCCUGUCUUAUCUGAAUGAGAAAAACAGACCGUACAGCGCUCAGGAUGUGUUCGGUAACCUGCAGAAGCAACACGGACUUGGAAAAACGGCAGUGGUGAAGGCCAUGGAGCAGCUGGCACAAGAUGGCCGGAUCAGAGAGAAGGUCUACGGCAAGCAGAAGAUCUACUUUGCAGAUCAGUCUCAGUUCUCAGAUGUAAGUGACUCGGACCUAAAGCAGAUGGACAGCCGCAUUUCGGAGCUCAGCAGACAGGUGGAGACGGCGACGCAGAGCUGCAGGCAACUCGAUACAGAGCUGAAGGAGCUGAACAGCUCGCUGACCACAGUGGAGAUGACCAUGCAGAUUAAGGAGCUGAGGGCUGAUGAAGGCUACAUCACUCGAUUGAAAAAAAUCAAAACGGCCACCAAUCACGUCACGCCCGAGGAGAGAGAGAAGGUGUACAAGGAGAGGAUCCUCUACGUGAAAGAGUGGAAGAAACGCAAGAGACUGGCCGCUGAUAUGAUGGGAGCCAUUCUUGAGGGUUACCCGAAGAGCAAGAAGGAAUUUCUGGAAGAGGUAGGAGUCGAAACGGAUGAGGACCAUAAAGUGAAGAUUCCUAACGUCUGACACCUACAGGAAUCCCGAGACGGGAACGAGAUCGGACGUUACCACGCCGGACGGAGAGAAGAUAUUUAAGAAGAUAUGGCACUAUUAUUUAUAAAGAAAAAAACGGCACAGCACUGUAAAUAAUUUUCAACAUUAAAACGUUUAUUUUUUUCC
Molecule: messenger RNA, 925 nt
Organism: Silurus meridionalis
Lineage: Eukaryota; Metazoa; Chordata; Actinopteri; Siluriformes; Siluridae
Gene: psmc3ip
Product: PSMC3 interacting protein
Biological process (GO): meiotic joint molecule formation; meiotic strand invasion involved in reciprocal meiotic recombination; homologous chromosome pairing at meiosis
Cellular component (GO): DNA recombinase auxiliary factor complex; condensed nuclear chromosome
Molecular function (GO): recombinase activator activity; double-stranded DNA binding
Source: RefSeq, a predicted model, not a curated record